AGAGCUGAGCCCAUGUAAUGUGCAGUUCCGGCCCAUAAUACCAUGCGCGGCCCACCCUUCCAUCUUUGGCUCCAUCUCCAUCCAUCGGCGGCGGCGCAGGAAGAGCGGACUGCGGAGGCGACGACCAAGUGCUGGCGGCGAGCAGGAGCAGCCCAGAAUGGAGAAGUAUCACAGCAACACUCGAUUUGUGCCCUUCAAAUAUGCUCCAUUUGCUCUCUGUGGUGCUCUUGGUAGCUCAAACUCAAAUCCUGAGCAAGCUAGGGGCUACACAUCUUCUCCUCUAGGAGCUCUGCGACAAAAGAUGUCUGCACCCGGAAGACGACCCUUGCACACCAGUCGUCCCAUGUCAUCUCCUGUUGCAAACCGCCCCUUGUCGCCCCAUCUUCCGUUGAAGAAGCCACAGCUGAGCGCUACUUUCUCAAUCUCACACCGUAUAUUUGGUGUUGCAUUGGGAGCUGCCAUCAUAUCCAUCCCUCUCGCAACCAAGUUUAGCCUCAUGUUUGGUGUUUGAGUGUGAAUUGUAGCUAGUAUUGAUGAGGAACUGCAUUUUUCCCAUUCCUGUGACACUGUCAUCGUCUGGGUUGCCUUGCAAUGCAGCACUUGGUGCAGUUGGAAUAAGAUCUUUUUCAUGCUUGCAAACUUUUGUAAUAAUAAGGAACAGUAUCUAAUGACAAGUGUAAAAAGAUCUCACUUUGGAUGUA
Molecule: messenger RNA, 701 nt
Organism: Phragmites australis (common reed)
Lineage: Eukaryota; Viridiplantae; Streptophyta; Magnoliopsida; Poales; Poaceae
Product: succinate dehydrogenase subunit 3-1, mitochondrial-like
Exons: 3
Coding region: 158-511 (117 amino acids)
Biological process (GO): tricarboxylic acid cycle; mitochondrial electron transport, succinate to ubiquinone
Cellular component (GO): membrane
Molecular function (GO): succinate dehydrogenase activity; electron transfer activity
Source: RefSeq, a predicted model, not a curated record